Molecule: messenger RNA, 762 nt
Organism: Jatropha curcas
Lineage: Eukaryota; Viridiplantae; Streptophyta; Magnoliopsida; Malpighiales; Euphorbiaceae
Source: RefSeq, a predicted model, not a curated record
AUGGAAUGGGAGUCAUCCAGCAACAAGUGUGAUCCUACUGGCUUGUGUGGCUCUAAUGCGUAUUGUAUUGUUGUUGAUCAAGUCCGUAAGUGUGUCUGUCCUCCUGGUUUUGAUUUCAUUGACCAAAACCAGAUAAGAGUUUCGGGUGCCAGCAAAAUACCAGUACAGAUACCGUGUUUGGAACUACAGAAGAUUUCAAGUCUAGGAAAUGAUGAACUUUUUGGAGAUGUCAUUUUGCGAGCAUUUACAUGUGAUGAGCUCCAAAAAGCUACAAACAAUUCCAAGGAUGAAAUUGGUAAAGAAGGAUUUGAAUUUCUUUUCAAGUCCGAGCAAAAACCUUCUUGGGAGGCAAGAGUUGAAAUAGCACUAAACAUAGCUCGAGGCAUCCUCCUUAUCUUCUUCUUCUUCUCUAUAUCUGUAUACAAAAAAGUUCCUACAACAAACAAUCCAAGACUUAAACUAGAAAUAAGGGGAACAGGGGGAUAUGUUGCACCAGAGUGGCACACUAACUUACCAAUAACUGUCAAAGUAGAUGUGUACAGCUUCGGAAUCAUGUUAUUAGAGAUCAUAUGCUGCAGAAGGAAUGUGGACUUAGAUGCACCAGACAACGAAGUAGUAUUAGCAAGUUGGGAUGUAUCUGACAAAGAAAAUGAAGGAAUUUUUAAGGAUGUUACUCUAAGAUCAUUUACAUAUGAAGAACUUGAGAGGGCAAUUGAUGACUUUAAUGAAAAAUUGGGAAGGGAAGCUUUUGGGAGUGUUUAA